CGGCCAGGCGGGUAGCCGGCCCGAGGGCGCGGCGCCAUGAGGCUGUACAGCCUCAGCGUCCUGUACAAAGGCGAUGCCAAGGCGGUGCUCCUCAAAGCCGCGUACGACGUGUCCUCCUUCAGCUUCUUCCAGAGAUCCAGCGUUCAGGAAUUCAUGACCUUCACAAGUCAGCUGAUUGUGGAGCGCUCCUCGAAAGGCAGCAGAGCUUCUGUCAAGGAACAAGAAUAUCUGUGCCAUGUCUACGUGAGAAACGACAGUCUGGCGGGAGUGGUCAUUGCUGACAGUGAAUACCCAUCCCGGGUGGCGUUUACCUUGCUGGAGAAGGUACUGGACGAAUUCUCCAAGCAGGUCGACAGGAUAGACUGGCCAGUUGGAUCCCCCGAUACCAUCCAGUACGCAGGCCUGGACGGUCACCUCAGUAGAUACCAGAACCCCCGAGAAGCUGACCCCAUGACUAAAGUGCAGGCUGAACUAGAUGAGACCAAAAUCAUCCUGCACAACACCAUGGAGUCUUUGUUAGAGCGAGGCGAGAAGCUAGAUGACCUGGUGUCCAAAUCCGAAGUGCUGGGAAUACAGUCUAAAGCCUUCUAUAAAACGGCCCGGAAGCAAAACUCGUGCUGUGCGAUCAUGUGACAGCGGCCGGCAGAGGCCCCUGCGCUGGAACGCCACCGUCACAUCGGAACUGCAGCCCCCAGGGAGCAGACCCACCGUGGAACGACCCGAGUGGGACAGACUCAACUUUGGCUUUGGAGCUCGUGGGAGAAACCGAAGGGUGGAAGGGACCUGGGGGUGGGGAACGUUCAGAUUCACAUGUCUAGUGAUUUGAGGCCCCCUAAACAUGUAUUUUGGGGCCGAAUGAAACCAUAAAGCUCAGUGACUCCUGUA
Molecule: messenger RNA, 885 nt
Organism: Orcinus orca (killer whale)
Lineage: Eukaryota; Metazoa; Chordata; Mammalia; Artiodactyla; Delphinidae
Gene: YKT6
Product: YKT6 v-SNARE homolog
Exons: 7
Coding region: 37-633 (198 amino acids)
Biological process (GO): endoplasmic reticulum to Golgi vesicle-mediated transport
Cellular component (GO): Golgi apparatus
Molecular function (GO): SNAP receptor activity
Source: RefSeq, a predicted model, not a curated record